Messenger RNA from Haliotis rubra (blacklip abalone), 1844 nucleotides. Its product is annotated as protein draper-like. The record is from RefSeq and is a predicted model, not a curated record. The transcript is spliced from 4 exons. Gene Ontology annotation, molecular function: scavenger receptor activity. The coding region runs from base 106 to 1170 and encodes 354 amino acids. Lineage: Eukaryota; Metazoa; Mollusca; Gastropoda; Lepetellida; Haliotidae.
UGGUGUUAGACCACUUGUUGUCCCUGUCAACAGUGAUAGCGUGAGUCCUACCUGAAGAGUGACAGCGCGAUUUCCUUAAGGUGUUUCAGUUGAUGCUUUAUCAAGAUGGAAAUGGCGAGAACCCCGCUGUUGGUACUUUCAUUCUUCAUGCACCAGUCAUCAGCUGAGACCAACUGUUUCUUGUCAUCAGACGACGGUCGUUGUAUUGACUGUCACAUGGGCUGGUAUGGGGACUACUGCAACUACAAAUGUCCCGGCUACUGCGACACCGGCGGCUGUCACAAGGACACCGGGAUAUGUAUACAGUGUGCAGCUGGUUAUCAUGGCAUCAACUGUACAAUAACAUGUCCCCCCAACUGUAGAUACAGUCAUGGUGACAAGCCCCACUGUAGCCGGGAGACAGGGAACUGUCUGGAAAACUGUCUGGAAGGCUGGUGGGGAAAGAAGUGUGAACACAGAUGCAGUGAGGGAUGUGAAGACAACUCCUGCUACUUCUGGGACGGGUCGUGUGCUAGAGGAUGCAGGGAUGGUUGGGCCGGUGACAGUUGUGACACCAGGUGUCCAGUGGGGUGUCAUGGUGACACAUGUGAGAGGUACGGCAGCCACACAAGUGCACAAGUGCACAAAUGCACACAAGGAUGUCAACCCGGUGUUCACGGACAUCACUGUGACAAGCAGUGUAACAGACACUGUAGACAUCAGGACUGUUUCUAUGACCACAAUAUGAAGUCUACAGUCUGCAGACAGGGCUGUGUGGACGGCUGGAUGUCCCUCGACUGCAAGAUGAAGUGUCCUGGUAACUGUGAGGCAUGUUCUCAAGAGACUGGGGAAUGUUCCAGAUGCAAGCCUGGCUACUGGGGAACUGACUGCACUAGACCAUGUAGUGACACCUGUACCGACAAGACAUGUGACAGAGGUGAUGGAGGAUGCAAGAGACAACUCGGUGUGAACAACUUUGACAACCGUUGUGGAACUGCUUGUAUUGGUUGUCUGAAGACGUACAAGCCAUGUGGAUGUCAAGAUAUAUGCAUGGUUCAAUGUUUGCCCAUCACAUAUGACUCCAAGGGGUGUUCAGAACCAGACCUAAAUACAAGUGGAUCAUACAUGCUUCGUGAUGAUGCCCUGGUUAUCACUGCGGUGGUAUAUUUCAGUUUGAAACUGAAACAAUAAACUAGAGACUUGUAUUCUAAUAGAAUUAUCAAACGAUCAUCAUGAAUGUAUCAGUGUGGUUUUAUUUUCACUACAGAUAUUUAUAACCCCUGAAGAGUCAUGGGCUUUUAGAGGGAAAUGUGAUGGGAAAAGAGGGUAGGCAAAAACUCAGAGAUUUGCCAGACUUUUCGGAAGCUGAGAUAGAAAACACGUUAGACGUUUGCAUUCUGUAUACCAUUGUUACAGCAUAUCUCAGAUAUAAGAUAUAGUUUACUACUUUCUAAAAUGUAACAAAUAUGCUUUAUUUUGUGAAAGAUAACAUCCAUAUGAAAUUGACAUUUCGGCAAGAGUCAGACAUCUCUAGGCGACAGUUAUGCUCCCUUUCUUUCUAAUCUCUAGGUCUUGUUUACAUGAAUUGGAAUCUCUGCUCAGAAGUACUUGUUUGAUCAGGGUUACAGCCUUUAACGGCGGACAAAACGGUUUUGACGUAUCACUGACCAACAUGAUGUAAUGUCUCAGUUUUAACUUGUUCUCGAACCAAGUACAUGUACAUUGUCCUUUUCUUUAAGCGGAGAUUUCUAAUGAUUAUUGAAAAUCUUUAGUUGUUUGCAUUUAAUGGAACGAGAUUUGAAAGUAUACUUUUAGGAUAUUUUUGUAUUUGUUUUGUCAAAUAAAUAUAUUUGUUUCUUUUUCAA